This is a messenger RNA of Penicillium lagena, 2277 nucleotides long. RefSeq names its product putative spindle poison sensitivity protein Scp3. The transcript is spliced from 9 exons. The coding region runs from base 1 to 2277 and encodes 758 amino acids. Gene Ontology annotation, cellular component: DNA recombinase auxiliary factor complex; condensed nuclear chromosome. Gene Ontology annotation, biological process: meiotic joint molecule formation; homologous chromosome pairing at meiosis; meiotic strand invasion involved in reciprocal meiotic recombination. Gene Ontology annotation, molecular function: double-stranded DNA binding; recombinase activator activity; metal ion binding. Lineage: Eukaryota; Fungi; Ascomycota; Eurotiomycetes; Eurotiales; Aspergillaceae. The record is from RefSeq and is a predicted model, not a curated record.
AUGGCUCCCCGCAAGAGCAAGGCAGAUGCGGCAGGCGGGACUGAUGAUGCUGCCAUGGUACUCGACUACCUUCGCAGACAGAAGUGCGUAUGUCUACUCUUGAUCCGCUGGAUUCUGGCUGACCUGGAGUCGGCGCAGUCGUCCUUACUCGGUGCGCCUGAGGCUCCCCAUGCCCUUUACCAUAUAUUGACUGAUACAACUACUUUCCAGGCCAUUGAGGUCUCGGCAAAUCUGCACAAUAAAGUCAGCAAAGCGCAAGCUGCCAAGCACCUCCAGAAACUGCAUCAAGACGGGCAGAUUGAAGGACGCGUUUCCGGCAAGCAAACUGUCUAUCAUACUCUGCAGGAUACGUCCGAUACUUCCAUCGCCGAUACACUCGCUUCGCUGGAACAGGAGAAGAAUCAGCUUCAAGAGGAGCUUCACGCUCUCAAAGCGACCGAGAAAGAGGCCCGCGCGGGGCUGGCAGCCUUCGAGGCACGACCCCGGUUGACCGGGAUCCGUCACGGCAUCCUCCAGCUUGAAAACGAACGAGACGCCAUCCAAGCUCGACUGGCCGAGCUGGACGGCGCCGAUGCGGUCCAGGUUUCGCUCGCCGAACGGGAAGCGCUCGAUCAGGAAUGGAACCGCUGGCAACAACAUGCCGCGGUGCGUCGUCGCAUUUGUCGCGAGCUGUGGGGAAUCUGCUCGGAGGUGCUGCCGGAGGGGAUGACUGCGCCGGAGCUGUGGGUGUCGGCCUCUCGCCAGGAACCUGCGGGCUCAAAUCGUCCCGACAUGCGAGGUCGCGCGCUUCCUGUGCCUUCCGGGCAGCCUGUCCAGAAUGGUCACUCGCGCAACCCCUCGGGCCUCGACAUGGCUCGCAGCCCGCCCAACCCCGGCAACAAGAACACCAAACAUGUUCCCUGCAAAUUCUUCCGCCAGGGUGCCUGUCAGGCCGGCCCCGCCUGUCCUUUCUUACAUUCAACCGACUCGGCCGUGGACUAUGCUCCAUGCAAAUACUUUACAAAGGGCAACUGCAAGUUCGGCGCAAAGUGUGCACUGGCGCACAUCCUCCCCGAUGGUCGUCGGGUCAAUCGUCCGACUGGAGGCAUGAGCAUGGGCGGCAGCCAUCUGAACCUUGGUGGCCGAGUCAAUCCGCAGACGUACGUCAACCAAGACUCCGCCUUAACCAACUCCGUCCUCUCGCAGCAACGUAUGAACGGCCACGAGCCUCGAUAUGCCCAGCAGGAGGACUUUCCAGCCUUGCAUGGACAGCAACAGCCCAACUAUGAUACGAUCCCCACGAUUGAUGCCGGGUUGGCCUCGGACCCAGGCUCCAAGUAUGGCUCACCGGUGGACGAUGUUCGAUUCCCCAUGUCGCCGAAUCACCACCAUCUGACAGCCCUGGAUGCACCACUCCCAGCCUCAUUCGACAGCCAAGGGAUCUCACAUGCCGCCCGCUAUGGUCCAGUAGCGGCCUCCGUUCCCUCGAAAUUCGGCGUCGAGCUGUCUCCACCGGCACAGCGGCCCGCAUUCGUCCAACAUCGGAUCAUCCCCCCUGCUCCUGAUGACACCAUUGGACCCCGGUUCCUGCACUCGUCCCGCCCCGUUAAACCACGCAUGCUCUCCGCGUCCGUCCCUCGACCCGCUGCCCUCGAUGACUGGGCGGAGGGCGAUUUCCCCAUGGAGGAGGACUAUCUGCCAAUUAACCUGCAUGAUGAUGUCCUCACACCACAGGAGAAGUUGCGUCGACUCUCGCGGACAGACCAUGACUUGAGUUCGAGCCACCGCGACAUGAGUGGCCUGGGCAUGACCAGCUCCAGUUUCUCGAAGAACGGCUCACCCUUGGCUUCCAGCCCGUCUCGAUUUGGUGCGCUGUUCGCCAAGCAGCGUCAAAAGAAAGAAGACGAUACCCACGUUUCCUCAUACCCGCACAUUGGUUCUCCGCUGCGUGAAUCGUCUUUGAACCCCAUUGGCAGUCCUAGCCUGGGUCCCAUUGGCAGCCGUACAUCCCACGACGGCUCACCAUUUGUCUCCAGCCCUGGCCGCCAAUCGUCGAUGUCUAUGAUUUCCGAGCAGCUCAGCGGCAUGUCUCUCCACCCAGGCCCUGUCCGGCACUCUUCCGGCAAUGGACCAAGCAGCAGUGGCCGCCUGGACCGUUCCAUGGCCUCUCCGUUACCCACAAGCAAGAUCGACGAAGAGGAGCAGAGCGACUUGGUCUUCUCCAUGGAGGAAGAGGAGGGCAACAAGCGGAACAGUGCAUCCUGGAACUCUGAUACCAAGGAAGAUUCCGCCGCUUAA